Molecule: messenger RNA, 1173 nt
Organism: Medicago truncatula (barrel medic)
Lineage: Eukaryota; Viridiplantae; Streptophyta; Magnoliopsida; Fabales; Fabaceae
Product: pre-mRNA-splicing factor cwf23
Exons: 5
Coding region: 103-918 (271 amino acids)
Source: RefSeq, a predicted model, not a curated record
AAUUACAAAAAAUGCUAAAAUUAAAAGAUUCUGUCAGAUUCAUGUGUGUUUGUUAUCACUGAAAACCAAAAACCUAUUCUCUUUGAAAUUCAAAGAAAAAAUAUGAGCAAUCUAAGAACCCUAUGCAGAACUCAAACAGUGUUCUCCUUUAUUAAUUGCAGACACCAAUUUCGAUUUAGGGCCUCAUUUUGGAACCCUAAUUGCAAACCCUAUUUACAAUCUCCGUGGUUAUAUUCUACAUGGCUUGGUUCUUCGGGUAAUUCGAGCAGACCCAUGCCUCAGUUUCGCCUCAAUCAGAAGAGAACUGUGGCGAAAGCAACAAAUUGGGAUCAACAAAAAACCCCAUAUGAAACUCUUGAAUUGGAAGGAGAUGCUGAUGAUGAGCAGAUAAAGAUUGCUUAUAGACGUUUGGCGAAAUUUUAUCAUCCAGAUGUCUAUGAUGGAAGGGGAAUCCUUGAGGAAGGUGAAACAGCAGAAGCUAGGUUCAUCAAGAUUCAAGCUGCUUAUGAGUUGCUUAUAGAUUCAGAGAGGCGGAAAAAAUAUGACAUGGCUAACCAGGCCAACCCUAUGAAGGCAUCUCAAGCAUGGAUGGAGUGGCUUAUGAAAAAACGAAAAGCUUUUAAUCAGCGGGGUGAUAUGGCAAUUUAUGCUUGGGCUGAGCAGCAGCAGCGUGAGUUGAAUGUUCGUGCUCGUCAACUUUCUCGUUCAAAGGUUGAUCCAGAUGAAUAUAGGAAGAUUCUGGCAAGAGAAAAGAAGGCUUCAGCUGAACAUUUCAGCAGUACCCUUAAAAGGCACACACUUAUACUGCAGAAGAGAGAUAUAAUGCGAAAAAAGGCCGACGAAGAAAUGAAGAAGACUAUAGGCCAUCUCUUAGCCGCAGAAGGUCUUGAGCUUGAUGAUAGUGACGAGGAAUUAUAGUGAAUGUGAGACUGGUGUCUAUAUUCUUACCAGUAGCUAAUAUGUGGAUCCAAUACCAUAAUGUCUCCCUCCAUGGAUCUGACAAUUCUUUAAUUAUUAUAAUUAUACAGAAGAUAUAUGUAACAUCAAAAAAAGGAGAUAUAUGUACAUAUGUUUUGUUACUUCCAGACUAAAUUGAAUGAGAAUUUAUCAUUGCAAUUAGGGUCAUUUGGACUGAGGAACUGAAAUAAUUCAGAAUUUUAAUUUCAGUUCUAA